Messenger RNA from Schistocerca americana (American grasshopper), 1565 nucleotides. Its product is annotated as transcription factor SPT20 homolog. The record is from RefSeq and is a predicted model, not a curated record. Bases 1 to 1284 code for a protein of 427 amino acids. Lineage: Eukaryota; Metazoa; Arthropoda; Insecta; Orthoptera; Acrididae. The transcript is spliced from 7 exons.
AUGCAGUCAGAUGACGUUAUCCAGAGGCGACCCAGUAAAAUAAAAGACGCGCCGGCGGAAGCUCGCGAGGAAAAUGUGCUGCUGCCAGGGCGUGGACCGGCCGGCCGCUGGUCUGGGCGACAUCAGAGGCGCCGCUCCUCCCGUGAGAGGGACGCAGCCCCAGCAUGCCCGCCUGUCAGUGAAAGUGGAGCAGCCGGCAGCGGCUAUAAGAGCGCGCGGCCGGCCGCCGCCACGGUCACACCUCGCCAAGGUCCGCCGCCGCUGCUGCCGUCGCCGCCAAACCCGCCCCUGGCCGCCAUGCACACCGUCUCGGUACUGGUGGUAUCUCUGCUGGUUGCUGCCGUGGCAGCCGCCGGCACUGCACUGACUCCAGCUCCUACGUCAUCGCCUGCAGCGCAGUCGCGACAGGUGUCGGCUGCCGAGGCGGCAGCUGUGACGAAGGAGAAGAGGGGAACCGCCAAAGCAGCUGCGGCUCCUGCUUCCAGCGCCAGAUACGUCGCUCCCGCUGUCCAGCAGCAACAACAACAGCAGCAACAGGCACAGCUGGACGCACAGCCACAGCAAGUGCAGUACUUGCAGCCUGAACAGCUGCAGCUGUUGCCACAGCAGCAGCUGGCAUUCCUGCCACCUCAGUACUACCAGCAGCCGGCGCAGCUGUUCUACCAGCCACAGCAGCAGCAGCUGCAGCAGCAGCAGCAGCAGCCAGUGGUCACCUACUACCAGCAGCCACAGCAGCAGCCACACCAGGCGCUGUCGCCACAGCAGCUGUACGCCAAGUACACGACGGCCCCGAGGCCCGGCAUCCCAGCAUCCGUGGCCGCAACAGCUGUGCAGCCACAGCUGCAGGCGCCGGACUACUCGCAGCUGGGCCUGGGAGCUGCCGCCUCAGCUGCUGCUGUCUCGCCCUACUCGCAGCUGGCUGGCUUGGGGGGCGCUGGCCUGCAGCAGUCGCCCGUGUUCGGCCCUAACCUCUUCCAGCACCAGCCACUGCUGAUGUACAUCCCGGACGCCGCCGCGGGGAUCAGCUACCAGCCCGCCGCCGCCGCCGCCGCCGCUCCAGCAGCCGGCGCUGUCCCUCAGGGCCGCGGCGUCCAGAUCUACCAGUCGCCGUACCUGGCGCAGAUCCAGAGCAACCUGCAGUCGCAGGCGCAGCAGCAGCUGGCGGCCUACCUGCAGCAGACGCUCAGCCCGGCGCAGCAGCUGCUGCAGCAGGUGCACCAGCCGCAGGGCGCGCAGCAGCUGCAGCAGCAAGCCCACCCACAGGCUGUGCAGAUCAAGGGCUGACGAGAUCGACGACGUGACCUAGCAAAAUCUGCGGGGGUCCACCAUCGUUGAAGACUAACGUCGCAGCAUUAAUGUACCAAUAUCACUUCCAUGUUUCAUCAUCGUCACACUUUCGUCACCAUCGCAUUCUGCAUAGUCAGCCAUUAUACAUUUAGGCUCUUCGCGGAUCAACAUAGCGGUGUUGUAAAUAGAUAAACGACCAUGUACAUCUUUGUUUAGUUUGUAUACACUGUGUGUAUGUAAGUUUAGCUAAAAUAAACACGUUUUGUAGUGAAACUGUA